GGGGCGCGAUGAUGGCGAGGAGCAGGGAUGCGGUGCAAGCACGUGCUGUCUUCUCCUGACCCAUUUUUCUGGCUGCUUCGAGACUGGAUCGAUGUGAGCGCCUUUGUGGUUAAACAAGCUGACAGACGUUCACUGGAUAGCUUUAUGAACGAACUGUCGGGCCAGGUUCACAUGUCCACCUUCUGCGUUCUAUACUGCGCUCUCCUUCUCCAGCACUUCUCUGUCAAUCGUUGUGUGUGACGGGGAGAAAAGCGGCAAAGAAGUGAUACGCUGCACACACAUCUGACGAGCCACAGGCUCACACCCAGGGUUCGUGUCGAGCCGGCACCACAGACGUAGUCCUCUUUGUGGAUUGUCUGCCAUUUCACGAUUCCGAGCGUUAAAAGUUUACCCUCGACUGACUUCGGGCAAUCGCAACCUUCUUGCACACCCGACUUCAGGAUUUGCGGCUGCCUCUGUCUGGUCUGGCCACUGGCCAAGUGUGAAGGCAUCUGGACCGGGGAAUCUGAUUUGAUGUGUCCAACACCGAGAAUCAGCAGAGUCGCCUACAGACCCGCCAGGCUCACCAGAGACACCGAGGAGUAAUCCCACAGACACUCGGGCCCACGUGCUACCCCUAGAGGUACUCUCACCAUCGGGGACCUCACGGACCAAGCUUCUGAAAUGCAGAUGAACGGCAAGGCCAGCUACGUUACCACAGAGGAGGGCAGGCCGCAGAUGUCCUUCGCACCUGGCACAGGUGCUGGCGGUGACAGGUCUAAAUGGACGCGGCUGGAAUUCCUGCUGGCUGGUAUAUGCGUCCUGUUGUCCACCAUAAUCCUGGUGCUAGUGGUCAUCUUGGCAGCACAGAACAUACACCUGGGGAAUGCUUCUGCAAACGGUAACUUUGGGAAGUCACCUGCCUCGUCCCAGCUUGGGAUGGACCAAACGGCGGUCUUCACAGCACCAGUUGGUGUCACCCCAGGUAGCCACCUUUCCCAAGACGAGAAAUAUGUCCAUCGAGGGAAUGGUGCCUCAGCGUCCCAGACAGCCCUGGCUAAAAAAACGGAGAAAGAUGUCGAUGUAUGCUUGACCGCUGGCUGUGUCAAAGCGGCCGCACGGAUCCUCACGGCCAUGGACCAGACUGUCAACCCUUGCGACGACUUCUUCGAGUUUGCCUGCGGCAACUGGAACAAGAUCAACAUCAUCCCAGACGAUAGAGCACUGUACAACACUUUCUCCAAACUAGCCGACGACAUUCUUGGCAUAUUGAAAGAUUUGUUGGAAGCACCUAUCACCAAGAAGGACAGCAAAGCCACCCAAAACUCAAAAAAACUCUACGCAUCUUGUGUCAAUGAAACUCUGAUCGACCUCCAGGGCCUGGAGCCCAUCAAGUCUCUGCUGAGGGAGCUGGGGGGAUGGCCCGUCGUCAUGGGCAACGAGUGGAAAGAGGAGGACGUUGACCUCAUUGACCUGAUUGUGAAGUUGCGCCUCUACAACAACAAGAUCCUCAUCGAUCAGUGGGUUAGCGCUGACGACAAGAACUCUAAAGUUAACAUCAUACAGCUGGACCAGCCAGAUCUGGGAAUGGAGUCCCCGGACUAUUACAUCAAGCCGGCGGAGGGGGAACUACUGCAGGUGUACGAAAAGCUUGCGCGCGAUGUCGCCAUCAUAUUUGGAGCCAACGAGACGAGGGCCAAACAAGAGGUCCAUGACCUGGUGCAGCUAGAGGUCAAGCUGGCUAACAUCACUGUUCCGGAGACAGAGAGAAGGGACAGCGAGAAGAUGUACAACAGGAUGACAGUGAAAGAGCUGCAGAAAAUGAUUCCUGGCUUUGAUUGGCUGCUGUACCUUCAGAAGAUGUUCAAGUUUGUUGGCAUUGAAAUAAAUGAAAACGAAGAGGUUGUCGUUUACUCCCCCGAUUACUUGAAGAAGAUGGUUGACCUCAUCCUUCAAACAGACAAAAGGAUCUUGGUCAACUACAUGAUCUGGCGGAUUAUGAUGAACCGCAUCCCCAAUCUUCCGCGAGAGUACCGCGCCAUCAAAAACGAAUAUAGCAAGAAGAUGUUUGGCUCGGAGACGGAAAGAGCUCGGUGGAAGGAAUGUGUAGAAUACGUGAAAGAAAACCUCGGCAACCCAGUCGGGCGAAUGUUUAUAGAGGAAAACUUUGACGAAACUUCCAAGACCACGGCUCUUGAGAUGAUUCAUAAUAUCAGGGAUGCUUUUUACGACCUGCUCAAAGAGGCUGACUGGAUGGACCAACCGACACAACUGGUGGCACGUGAGAAGGCAGAGGCGGUGACCGAGAAGAUCGGAUACUCGGACAGCAUCCUCAAUGACACGGCGCUGAACGAGGAGUUCCAGGACGUGACAUAUUCUCCAGACCACUACUUUGAGAAUGUUCUGGCCAAUAUUCGUCACAUCACUGUCACCAACCUUAAAAGACUCCGGGAUCCAGUCGACCGCACCAAAUGGUCAACAACUCCAGCUGUUGUGAACGCUUUCUACAGUUCGGCGAAAAACCAGAUUAUGUUUCCUGCUGCAAUUCUUCAGCCACCCUUCUACAGCAAAGAGUAUCCAAAGUCUCUGAAUUACGGAGGUAUUGGUAUGGUUAUUGGACACGAAAUUACUCAUGGAUUUGAUGAUAGAGGUCGGCAAUUCGACAAAGACGGCAACCUUAUACAGUGGUGGGACGACAUCGUCAUCCAGAAGUUCAAAGAGCGUGCACAAUGUAUCAUUGACCAGUACAACAACUACACAGUUCCAGGGCUUAACAUUAACGUAAACGGCAUUUUGACGCAAGGCGAGAACAUUGCUGAUAACGGUGGCAUCAAAGAGGCAUACAAGGCGUACCGCAAGUGGGUAGCAGAUAGAGGUAGUGAAGAACCACGCCUGCCAGGUAUGGAGGAAUACGACAACAAUCAACUAUUCUUCAUAAAUUUCGCACAGGUGUGGUGCGGCACAAUGCGCCCCGAGGCUUCAAUAAACCGGAUACGCACCAGCGUGCACAGUCCUGGCCGCUACAGGGUGAUCGGAACGCUGCAAAACCUGGAUGCCUUUUCUGAGGCUUUCAAGUGCAAGGCGAACUCGUACAUGAAUCCCCCGCACAAGUGUUCUGUCUGGUGAAGAGUGUGAGGCCGCACCCCAUCCUGCCUCUUAUUGUCAAGGCAGCCUCCCACCCUUCCCUAAGAACGAGCACUUUGGCUACAGAUUUUGGUUCCACGUGACUUCUCACCCGAAGCACGUCCUCGUGUCGUGAACUUUCUCCAGGGGACGAGCGAGAACUUGAAGGGCAGAGCAGAUCCGUGUGACAGUUCUUGCUGUUGUCUCACCUGAACGUCCAGACACGCGAGACGAUGAACACGGCUUUGGUGCAAGAGAGCACAUCCAUCUCACUGCAUGCUACAGGUGGGUCCAUGAUCACUGCUGGUUUGUUAUUAUGGCGGCUGUCUGGGCGAAGCGCGUCAGAGGAGAUCACUCUCGGCAACACUCUUCAGCGCAAGGUGAACAGAGUCCGCCUGCUUUGCUCGCACGUGCGUUGUGACGUAAUCAAACCUUAACAUACAGGUGUCGCUUCCCGCCGUGGCAGACUUGUGGCAAAGUGUGGACUUUUUGUUUUUAAACUGGCUCAUUGUGUGCAUCCCUGCGCAGAACAGAUUGCAGUGGCUUUGCUAAAGGAGUGAACAUAUUUUCAGAUGUAACCAAGGUGGUUUGCCUCUACUGACCGUUGAUGUGGUGUGCGCGAACGGUUCAAACUGUUGCGUGGAUUUUGUGAUGUUUGCCUUUGUCUCAAGUUUCAACAACAAACUGACGAAGUAAUGCAAUCAGUGUAACAUAGAAAUGAAAGGCUUCGAUAUUGGCUCGCCGCGAAACAGGCUUGACAGUAUUCUAGACAGUUGAGGAUAUCCUGGGCUUGAAGCACGUGCAAUAUUCUUUGCAUUGGUCUUUGCAACCUUUCAUCUUUGAUAAAGGUGGCAGCUGGACAGACAUGAGCAGGUAACUCCCCUGAGAGAAAACAAAUCAGUCACCAGGCCAGUUGAAAGAAAGUGUAAUUUUUUUUUGUUUUGUUUUGUUUUGUACAAAACUGUAAAGAGACUGGAUCUCUGUCAUUACCUGUUUUUUGCAAUUAUUAUUAAUAUUAUUACCUCAUGUCUAUUUUAAUUUUUUACCUGAUGUUUCACCUUGACACUGUGACCUUCGAAGUUAUUAACGAUGCUUUCCGGUGCUUUCUAAAUGUAAUCCUUGUUUGUUGUCGACACUUUUAAAAUUUUGAUGCAAAAUUUUAGUCGUCCUGUGGUUUUAUAUUUACGAUACAAAUGUUUUAAAAAUCUUAAGCUGUUUUUAUUCUCGUCUUUUGUAACGUAUUUCCUGUCUCUUUCUCCAAACUUUCCAAACACCACUCGCACUCACACACACACACACAUAUACACACUUUCUCGUGUAUUAUUGUACAACUCAUCCUUCUCAUACUUUCAUCAUCAUACUCUCCAUCUUUCACCAACCCUUCAUCUUCUCAUACUUAUGUGUGCGUUGUUUGUGAGUGCAUGUGAGUGUGUGAACAUCUGCGUGUACGUUCUUCUGUACCCUUCUUGCAAUUGUGUGCAUAUGUAUUCUCGGCGUGCAUGUGUGUGUGUGGAAGCAGCUGAAAAGCACAAAGCUCAUGUUUAGAGAUCUUUUGUCUGAACAUGCAUAAUAGAUGGCCACAACUUGAUAAAUGAUUUCUUUUGUUAGUUUAACAUAAAAUUAUAUCCAUCCAGGUCUUGAAUCACCUGCUCUCAAACGUUUUGUUGUUGACACCAACUCAUCAAACGUUCUGUUUAGCUUGAGGAUGAUUUUGUCUUCGUCUUUGACGCUUGUCUGUGAGAAUUUUUGCUCUCUGAUCACCGCUAUUUUCUUUCGUGGUGUUGCUUUCCAAUUCCUGUCGCUGAAGACACGCGACAAGUUUUUACUACACGCACGCGCAACUUCUUUUUUUCUUAGCUUUUUUUAAAAGGAAAACUUCAAUUUUUUUCUUUCUUACGUGUGCUAUUUUGGCUUGUUGGGGCGAAGAAGAGGAGAAAGAAUACUACUGUUUUCCUGUUUGUUGUUGUUGCUGUUCUUGUUUCUUUUAAGACAUGACCCAAAUUGGACGAUACUUGUAAAAACUCGACAAACUUAAAGACAAAGAAUGAUACAAGGUGAUUUUACGCGAAAGUUGUUGGCACUUUUGCCUCAUGUUCUAGGAUGUCAUCCCACUGUGAAGCUAGGAGCAGGACCGUUGCUCGUGUGAACGGCUGUGUGUCAGCGUGAGAAGUGUUCAAGGCUCACGUACAGCGUGUUCUGAAGUUUGUUACUUCGUAGUUAGGAUCAUGUUUAUUGGCCGCACAGACACGCAUUACACCCAUUACUGCAAGGGUCAAAGUGCAAGGAAGCGCAAGCCCCAGUUUAUGUAUCCCAGUUGUUUUCUUGUACAUUUUAUAAACUGUAUUUUUAAGCGUUUCACAAUAAAGGUGAUAGAAAUUCG
This is a messenger RNA of Pomacea canaliculata, 5482 nucleotides long. RefSeq names its product neprilysin-1-like. Gene Ontology annotation, cellular component: plasma membrane. NCBI's taxonomy places the organism in Eukaryota, Metazoa, Mollusca, Gastropoda, Architaenioglossa, Ampullariidae. The record is from RefSeq and is a predicted model, not a curated record. Gene Ontology annotation, molecular function: metalloendopeptidase activity. Gene Ontology annotation, biological process: protein processing. The transcript has 24 exons. The coding region runs from base 664 to 3105 and encodes 813 amino acids.